UCCGCAAAGUGCAGUAUCCCAUCCCCUCCAAUCACGACUCACCACCUUCAGCUUCAGCAUUACCCUCUCUCCUUCUCCCUCUCCCCUUCUCCCCCACAGAUAUUGGCAGAGCUUUCAGAUUCAACCCCUGAAGCUUAGCGGAAGCCUCUGGUUUUUUCAGCUCGGUGUUGGAGUUUUGACAUCCAUCCCUGGUCUCUUUCUUCUCUUUUCCUUGUUGCUCAGUCCUCAAGGAAAGGAAGAAAGAAACCCAUCAUUUCCCCCCUCCUUCUCUCUCUCUCUCUCUCUCUCUCUCUCUAUCGUGUUAUCUUCUCGUUUCGCAUGAAUUCAGAGGACCCUCGUCGCGAGGCUCUCUGGCUUUCGCUCUCCGAGCUUUCCCUUUUGCUGCAAGUGAGUUCGUGAGUUCGUUGACGUCUGAUAGGGCCGCUCUGCAUAGUUUUUUCUUGGUUUCGUUUUCGUUUCAGGGUCUCUGCUUCUUGCUUCUUCUUCUUUUGAUACGUUGCAUUCUUGUUUCUAGUUGCGUUGGGUGGUUUGUUGGGUUUAGAUCUCGAGGGUCGUCGCAAUUCAUGUUGGUGUUUUCGGAUCAUACUGUGAUUUGUUGCUUAUGUUUUGUGAGGCUUGCCUUUGUUAUAUUGGGAUAAAAAGUCGGUUCUUUAUGGGAUUCCUAAGGCUAUGGUUGCACAGAGGAAAAGGAGUAUUCUGAUUCCUUUCAAGAUGCUUGGUGAUUUAACACGGACAUCUUUGUGGUGAACCCGAAGCUCUCCGCAUUUCCCAUUCGAGCGCCCCCCUUUACUUUGUUCUCUCUCCCCCUCUCUCUCGCCAUCGAAAUCGAAGAGCCGCCUCUCUCUCUCUCUCUCUCUUUUCCAAGAAGAUCGAGAAUUUGGUCACCCUUCAGCAUCUGACUUAAGUUUAGUCUGAAGGAGGGGUUGCGUGAUUCCCAUGUGAUGAAGUGGGAAACGGGAGUUCCCUUACCACCAUGUGCAUCGAGUGCGAAUUGGUUUUUCAACGAGGAGGGAAGGACCGCGAAAUGGACUCCUGCCGAGAACAAAAUGUUCGAAAAAGCGCUGGCGGUGCACGAUCAGGACACGCCGGAUCGGUGGGAUAGGGUCGCCUCGAUGAUCCCUGGGAAGACGGUGGAGGAUGUGGUUGGCACUAUCAGGAUUUGGAAGUUGAUGAGCAAUAUAGAAGCAGGGCUCAUCCCGAUCCCUGGCUAUAGCACUACAGCGCCCUUCACAUUGGAGUGGGCGAAUGGCCAUGGAUAUGAUGGGUUCAAACAGUCUUAUGGGCUUGGUGGGAAGAGAUCAUCAUCGAUUCGGCCUCCCGAACAAGAGAGAAAGAAAGGGGUUCCUUGGACCGAGGAAGAGCACAAGCUCUUUUUGAUGGGUCUAAAAAAAUAUGGGAAAGGUGAUUGGAGAAACAUCUCCAGGAACUUCGUGAUCACGAGAACACCGACGCAAGUAGCUAGCCACGCACAGAAAUACUUCAUCAGACAACUUUCAGGUGGAAAAGAUAAGAGAAGGGCCAGCAUCCACGAUAUCACAACUGUGAAUCUCACAGAGACUAGAACUCCUUCACCAGAUGAUAAAAGGCCGCCUUCGCCAGAUCCUUCAUCCAUGGUGGCUCGGCAUCCAACUCCCGUCACAGCACCCAGGACUCCUUUUCUCUGGAAUCAGCCUAGCAAUGGAGGGUCCAUGACCUUCCAUGCGACACAGGAUAUGUCCAUGUGCCCACAUUUCGGUGUGAACUCUUUUGGGCUUAAAUUCCAAGGGCAGAAUACUCACAGAGGGACUUUCAUUCAGAACCCGGUUUUCAUAUGCAAGCUGGACAGAGUUAUCCUCAUGGAUGAGGCUGCUUCAUCCCUGUUUUCCUUAGCUCCAAGCAUCUUUUGUUUCUAUCUUUUUGAAGUUUAGUGGAGUAGCUAUGGUUGUGCUUUUGUCAUGGCUUCUGUGAAUAUGUCUACUAGAAGAAUUUGAGUUAGUUCAUCAGUAUCUAAACCCAGGACACAGGAGAACAAGAUCGUGUUUCUUUUGGAAGCCAUAAAUCUAGUGUAUAGAUUCUCAGAGCUGGAUUUUUUCCUUUAGUGAGAAUCUCCACCUUCGUUUGAGUAUUGUGGUGUUCUGCCUAUGCAAACAAAGUUCUACAUUGAAAGCUGUGGAAGAACAUGAAGAGGGCAGUAUCGAUAGGGCGUAUAUGUGGUCUCUCCUUUGACUGAAUUAUCUAAUUUAUCGUUUUUGAGCAAAUAUUGCCUUA
Molecule: messenger RNA, 2247 nt
Organism: Eucalyptus grandis
Lineage: Eukaryota; Viridiplantae; Streptophyta; Magnoliopsida; Myrtales; Myrtaceae
Product: transcription factor DIVARICATA
Molecular function (GO): DNA binding
Source: RefSeq, a predicted model, not a curated record